AUGAACUUCGUUUCCGUUUUGUUGCAGUUAUUGGCGUUGCUAUCCUGUACGUUUGCCGGCACGAUUAAUCACGAUCAAGUGCAGCCAUUCGCCCAACCCGACCCAGUCACGAUAUCUGAAAAGGCUGCUGUCAAGUACAGGCCACAACUUCACGUCAAGGAUGGUUGUGCUUCGUUUCCGGCCGUGAAUGCUGCUGGCGACAUCACGGGUGGGCUCAAACCAACGAAAGAGACUGAUGGUUGUGCGGAAGCUCCUCUAGGGUCUCAAAUGUACGGCCGAUCGAAGUGGUAUCAAGACAGGUGGGCCAUGAUGUUCGCGUGGUACUUCCCUAAAGGCUUUAUUACUAGCCAGCCCCGGAUCCGUCACUACUGGAUGAGUAUGGUGUUGUGGCUCGACAAUCCAGCACUAGAGACGCCGAAGGUUCUUGGCGCGUCGCUGUCGCAACAACUUCUGAAGCCGCGAAGAUGGAUGGGCUUUAACAUGGCAGGGGAUAAAGACCCAUACCAGAAGUUCACGAGUGUUCCUCCAAUUGGCUUCGUGGGCACCCAAGAAAUCCGACAGAACAGAAUCACCAGAACAAGGUGGAACUUCACCUACGAAGGUGGAUCUAACAUAUCAACUCGCGUUUCUACAAUAAUGGUUGAUUCAUUCGGCUGGCUACCGCUAACAUUUUCCUAUCGUGAUGGCCAGUACCAUGAUCUCAUCAUGUGGGAACAACUAACAGACGAAGCGCGCGCAGCUCUCAAUUCGGCGGAUUUCGGAGAGUCGAAGGUUCCUUUUAACGACGAAAACUUCGAGACUUCACUAGGCCUUGCUUGGCCGUUUUAA
Molecule: messenger RNA, 828 nt
Organism: Phytophthora nicotianae INRA-310
Lineage: Eukaryota; Oomycota; Peronosporomycetes; Peronosporales; Peronosporaceae
Exons: 1
Coding region: 1-828 (275 amino acids)
Source: RefSeq, a predicted model, not a curated record